UUAUGAAACACACCAUCUGCAAUGGAUCAUAAAUGUGAAGUGUGCUGUGGGUGUGUGACAGACGAUUUGGGGCAAGAAACUUAAAUAAUAAUCUGUAGUAUCUGUCAUGCAUACCACCCCCGUGGCCGUGUAUAAAUGAGAGGUAAGAAAGGGGACAGUUCUGGUGAUGGCGUUUCCUUGUCACCCUGAUAAGAGCAAGAGCAAGUGAUGUCAGCUAAGUGCUCAAGACAGUGAUCUCGCGCUGAUGAGGACGUCUGCGCGUAAAAUGUGACAGUCUCGCAGUCACGCAGUUAUCUUUCAAUACAUCUGCUGUGCGCUUUGGAGAAAAAGGUAAACUACAACAUCGACUCUCUGGCGUAAGUUUGCUGUAAGAUUUUCGCAAGUGCUGAAUAGGAAUCGACUCUGGGAGGGGUUUUGUCUUAUUCUCUGCUUAACGAGCUCUGUAAUGUCCUGUUAAUUUUGUGUGUACUAGUUAAUGAGCAUUAAUCGGGUACCCCUGGAUGUUAUUGUUCUGGGGAUGGCCAUUUGAAUGCAAAUGGGUGACAUUGUAAAAGCAAGGUGCUUAUUAAACUGGUGCGUGUCCUGGCUUCUCUGGAAUUCAGCAGGAGAGGACGGGGCGACUGGUCGAUGCUCACACCAAGUUCGGCAGAAAUGACGAGUUCUUUCCCUCUGGAGGCAGUGAUGUCCUCCCCGAGACUAGAGGACAGGAGCGGGGCCACGGCUGCACCCAAGUCCCUGGCGUUUUCAAUUGACAGAAUCAUGUCCAAGACUUCGGAACCGAAAGGAGGCACGGAACAGCGCAGGGGAGUCGAGGGAUCCGAUGGGAAGAAGACGGUCGGCUUGUGCACUCCCAUUCCCUGCAUGAUUCCAUUACAGCCGUUCAGCUACGACCUACAGGCCAAGGCUUUAAUGAACUAUUCUGAGUUUUGGAAAGUUAAUUUCAGGGGAGCACUAUGCACUUCAGCGGCGAUGUGUAAAGCCAAUUGUGGCAUCUGCGGCAAAACGGACUCGGGCGUAAAACACACUGUGUUUCCAGGAACCAGGGUCAUCAAACCACAGGUUAUACAUCAAGCGCUGACCAUGCCCACCAAUGGAUCGUUGUGUUAUUUCAAUUACCUGGACUCUGCUUAUCAUCAGUCCGAGCUACUGAGUGGACAUUUAUUUUCCUCGGCAAUUGCGAACUCACAAGCACAAGCUAUAAGCGCACAUCAGAAGCUGCUCCUGCUGGAGAACGCGAAACUUGCCUGCGUCUCACCCGAAAAAUUCCCAACACCUCAAUACCCGCAUAAAGAGCAUCUCCCUGGACAGCUGGACCAGAUAGUUCGGGAAAAUCACAAUUUGACCGAGAAGAACGGAGUGAAAGUGCACAGUAAAACGAAUAACUGUUCUGUUGACGGGAAACCCAAGAACUUCACGUGUGAAGUUUGUGGAAAGGUUUUCAAUGCGCACUAUAACCUUACGCGUCACAUGCCGGUACACACAGGUGCAAGACCUUUUGUGUGUAAAGUAUGUGGGAAAGGUUUUCGCCAGGCCAGCACAUUGUGUAGACAUAAAAUUAUUCAUACACAGGAGAAACCUCACAAAUGUAACCAGUGUGGAAAAGCCUUCAACAGAAGCUCGACUUUAAACACACACAUCCGAAUUCACGCAGGCUACAAACCAUUCGUCUGCGAAUGUUGUGGGAAGGGCUUUCAUCAAAAGGGGAAUUACAAGAAUCACAAACUGACGCACAGUGGCGAGAAACAGUACAAAUGUUCAAUUUGUAGCAAAGCCUUCCAUCAGGUCUAUAACCUCACGUUUCACAUGCACACGCACAAUGACAAGAAGCCCUUUACCUGUGGAACAUGCGGGAAAGGCUUCUGCAGGAACUUUGACCUAAAAAAGCACAUACGGAAAUUACAUGAUAGUAACAAUUGUUUAUCCGCCGGAAAUGAUUCUUCCAGAGGACACCAAAACUAAAACAGCUUUUAAAUGGACAACUGCUUCAUCAUCUUCCGCCGACAUGGACGAAGGAAAAACAAGACGGGGAAAAACAUCACUGGGGAAUUGUACAUAAAGCAGAAUAAAAUAUUAUUUAAUAAAUACUCUGCCAUAUAAGGCUAUCAAGCAAUUAUUUGUAGAAUAGAUUAAACAAAAACGUUUUAUAAAUAAAUGCUACAUAUGUGUAAAAAUAAAUGUUUAGUAAAUUUGACAAUUGUUGACGCAGUAAAGCAAAUGUGCUAAAAUAAAAUAAAUA
Messenger RNA from Triplophysa rosa, 2236 nucleotides. It is a transcript of the gene fezf2, whose product is annotated as FEZ family zinc finger 2. Bases 628 to 1959 code for a protein of 443 amino acids. The record is from RefSeq and is a predicted model, not a curated record. The transcript is spliced from 4 exons. Lineage: Eukaryota; Metazoa; Chordata; Actinopteri; Cypriniformes; Nemacheilidae. Gene Ontology annotation, cellular component: nucleus.